AUGAUACAUUUACGAAAUUUCCUAGGAGGAACUUUAGAUGAGGUGAUGUCGAAACGAUCCCUAUCUGAUAACAGCGAUGGAUCGGAUCAGGACGACUCACAGUCGACCGUUGACGAUCAAGAAAUCGCGGCGAAGAAGCGACGGCUUGUUGCUUUCGAGACAGUUCGCCUCCUUUCCGUUACUGGAGUUAAUGAUAUCGAUGACAAGAAAGCGAAAGUGCAAGCGUACAAGCUUUCGGAAGCUUUGCGGCAUAAGAAUAAACAGCUGAAGACGAAGGAGCGGGAAAUAGAAAGGCUACGUCAACGACAAAUGACUGACGAGAAUACCAGUUGUACAAUCAACAGGCAUUGGAAUAAUCUCGACGAACAACUACGAUUAAUCGCAUUGAGGGGUGCUUCGUCUGAAGAAGUCGAAGAAUUGUUAGAAGGAGAUGAUGGAGCUCCCACAGGAGACUUUCUGGACGAAAUCGUUCAAAUGGAAGGUGUCCAGGGGGAGCAUGUGUACGAUAAGCGUGUGCAGCAGAGUGUUCGGUUACUGGACAAAAUCAUGCUGCAAUUAUCCAAGAAAUCUGAUCACCACCGAUCUUUCAGCAAGAAGUUGUUAACAAUGUUUGAAGCAUCACCCUUGGCUACGGAGAGUAGGGAUGAAGCCUUCCAGGCCGUCCUUGCUGAAAAUGAGCGAUUAACGGAAGAAAACAGCCGUUUACAACGUGAAACGAACCGAGCUCAACAGAAAUAUUCGCGGUCUAGUCUCAAGUUGAAAGAAUGUGAAGACCAAAUAACGAUGUUAACUACCCGUAAUGAAGAGUUAGCGAGGGAGUUAGAAGAAGCCAAAUUCGAUCUUGACAAAGCUCAACGCCAAGUGAAUAAGCUUGACUACAAAUUGUACACAUUAGCGAAGGACAACACGGUACACUGUGAACUGCGUUCUACUGCUAAGAUGCUCAAUGGUGUUUCUAAUGGAGGUGGACUGAGUGACUCACAGCUCGACGAGCUACGAGCUGAGAGCGAGCUGAAUUCUGAACUUGCUAACAAGAGGCUUCAAGAGAUACAUGAGCUGAAUGAACGAAUACAAAAGUUUGUUGAAGACACAGUACGAAUGGAAUGCGAUCUAAAGUCUGCGUACAGUUCAUCUGCACAAAUAAUGCAGAGUACCGAGUAUCAAAACCUGGUUGCAUUUUAUUCAGUUGUCAUUGAUGAAUGUCGGAGAUUAAGAAGUGAUUUUGAGGCAGUGACUGAAGAACGAGAUCUACUAAGGCAAGAGAUGCUUCAGAAGGUUGAAGAAAUGAAGGCCGAUGAACAUCAAUCAAUGCGAAAGAUGCGUUCUCUUUGCGAACAAAUCACCAGGGACCUGAAUCAAAUGCGAACUGAAUCUGACAUGCUGCGAAUGGAAUUCGAGCAAUCAUUAGCAGCUCACAGUAAGCAGGAUGCGAAACAGCAGGAUAUCAAAGUAUUGUUCGGUACCUUGAAAACGCAAAACUAUCAGUUGAAUUCUGAUGUGGCAAAGUAUCGGAAGAAGUGGAAAGAAGGCGUUAAUACCAACUACAAGAUUCAAACUGAACUGGACAGUGAACGACGUCGACUUGAGCGAUGCCUUGUAAUAGAGCUAGACGACGAAGACUCAAAUGAGCUAGCAAGUCCGGAUCAGUCACGGGAUGACCUCGAUAUCAGCGACGACGCGAACGGAGAAAGUGUCAGCUCCUUGCAAGCAAAAAUAUUGGAGCUGAAGCUCAAACUGGAAGUCUAUGCAGAUGUUGGAGCAGAUGUGAGAGACAAAGCUGAGCUGUUGGUACGAGAACGACGGUUAAAGAAAGAAAAUGAGCGGUUAAUACAUCAGAUCAAGCGGUUAGGAAAUAUUGAAAGGAAAGAGAGAAUGCGAUACUUUGAGAUGGAUGCGAACAGAUUGUUCUCACAAAAAGACAGUGAAAUUGAACGAUUGAAACGUGAAGUGGCUAUGUUGAAAGAUACAGAAGCAUCGCUUAUGCUUGAUCUCGACAACACUGGUUCGGCUCUUGAAGAACUACAAGAACAAAAUGCCAAACUCAUUUCUUUGCAAAAAGAGAACGACGAAGGUCAUAUCAAGAUGAUGAACGAUCGCAUCAUAGCUACACAACUGCAGGUCAAAAUAAAAGAGGAAAUGGCGCAUUUGGAGUCGCAAGUUAAUAAUCUGACAAGGCAAAUAGCGGCAUUGCAAUGCGAAAAAGAGUCACAAAAUGAGGCACUAAGGCUAGCGCUUGAGACGAUUGGAGUAAAGACAAAGGAGAAUGUGCGACAAAAUCGUAUGAUUGAAGCCCUUCGGAAGCAAGUAACAGAACAGUCAUUGAACACGGCUGAUUUGGGAACUCGUUGCGAGAAAAUUGCUGCACAGCUUAGGGAUGUUCAAGACGUAGUUGCUUCGAAGACUCUUCAACUUGAAGUAGUUGAUCAGAGGAAACGUCGGUUAGAAGAAGAAAACUCAACGCUUCGAAAACGUUUGGAGCGUGCGAAGAAAAGCGAGAAACUUGGAAGCACUGACGCCGUGUUAAUGGAAGAAAUACGGGAAUUGAAAGACGUGCUUACGUGCCCAUCUUGUAAAGUUAACAGAAAGGACGCAAUCCUUACGAAGUGCUUCCACGUAUUCUGCAUGAAGUGUUUGAAGACGAGGUACGAUACGAGGCAGCGGAAGUGUCCAAAAUGCAACGCCGGCUUUGGUGCAAAUGAUUUCCAUAGAGUAUACAUAGGAUAA
Necator americanus (New World hookworm) is the source of this 2724-nucleotide messenger RNA. RefSeq lists its product as uncharacterized. Gene Ontology annotation, molecular function: ubiquitin protein ligase activity; metal ion binding. The record is from RefSeq and is a predicted model, not a curated record. The coding region runs from base 1 to 2724 and encodes 907 amino acids. NCBI's taxonomy places the organism in Eukaryota, Metazoa, Nematoda, Chromadorea, Rhabditida, Ancylostomatidae. The transcript has 25 exons. Gene Ontology annotation, cellular component: nucleus; HULC complex.